AUGGUGCUUGGUCACAAAGUAUCACAGAAGAGGAUAGAGGUUGACAAGGCCAAGAUUGAGGUGAUUGAAAAGUUACCUGCGCCAAUCUAUGUAAAGGGUGUUAGAAGCUUUUUAGGACACGUCGUGUUCUAUAGGCAUUUCAUCAAGGACUUCUCUAAGAUUGCACACCCCAUUUGCAAGCUUUUGGAGAAGGAGGUGAAAUUUGUUUUUGAUGAGGCAUGUCUCAGAGCUUUUGAAUGCCUAAAUGAGAAGCUAAUCUCUACCCCAGUAAUCAUUGGCCCAGAUUGGGCCGAACCAUUUUAG
This is a messenger RNA of Solanum stenotomum, 303 nucleotides long. RefSeq lists its product as uncharacterized. Lineage: Eukaryota; Viridiplantae; Streptophyta; Magnoliopsida; Solanales; Solanaceae. The transcript has a single exon. The record is from RefSeq and is a predicted model, not a curated record. Bases 1 to 303 code for a protein of 100 amino acids.